Messenger RNA from Acanthisitta chloris (rifleman), 552 nucleotides. RefSeq names its product coiled-coil domain containing 53 (gene WASHC3). The record is from RefSeq and is a predicted model, not a curated record. Lineage: Eukaryota; Metazoa; Chordata; Aves; Passeriformes; Acanthisittidae. Gene Ontology annotation, biological process: exocytosis; actin filament polymerization. The transcript is spliced from 6 exons. Gene Ontology annotation, cellular component: WASH complex. The annotation marks the transcript as partial.
GUUCCUGCCAUUCAGCAGAAGAGAACUGUGGCAUUUCUAAACCAGUUUGUGGUUCACACAGUGCAGUUCCUCAACCGCUUUUCUACUGUUUGUGAAGAGAAACUGUCAGCACUCUCUCUCCGUAUCCAGCAAAUUGAAACAACACUCAAUAUUUUGGAUGCAAAGUUAUCCUCUAUUCCUGGCUUAGAAGAUGUCAAAUUUGAAGUGUCCAGUGCAAACAUAAACAGUGUUACAAAUGGUCCUGUGGCACAAGCUACUACAGAUCAACAGACAACUGCAUCACCUCCAUCCACAAACAACACCCAAGAAGAAGGGUUACAGAAAACAGAGGUGGUAACAGAAAAUGUCACAACUGUGGCCAAGGACCCAAGAUAUGCCAGAUACCUCAAAAUGGUCCAAGUGGGUGUUCCUGUAAUGGCAAUACGAAACAAAAUGAUUUCUGAAGGGCUAAAUCCAGAUCUUCUCGAGACCCCAGAUGCCCCCGUGCCUGCCUGGGGAGAUGAUGGCAAAGCAGAAGACAGUUCUGAUAGUGAAUCUUCAUUUAGUGACUGA